Messenger RNA from Mirounga angustirostris (Northern elephant seal), 4676 nucleotides. RefSeq names its product HEAT repeat containing 4 (gene HEATR4). Gene Ontology annotation, molecular function: oxidoreductase activity. The record is from RefSeq and is a predicted model, not a curated record. The transcript is spliced from 17 exons. Lineage: Eukaryota; Metazoa; Chordata; Mammalia; Carnivora; Phocidae. The coding region runs from base 1 to 3024 and encodes 1007 amino acids.
AUGACCAGAACCCAACAGGGAAAGACACUUCUUUCCCACCAUUUCCAUCAGUCACUCCCCCCACGGCUGGGAUGGGGCAUGAAUUUUUCCCACUCAAAACCAGAACACGAGGAGUGUGCCUCGGUGUCCAGUGUACCUCCAGUCUUCCACUUUAGCCCACAUCGCUGUGCACACCUGAAGAACCAGUAUUUGAAAAUGGCCGCUACAAACCUCACCUUCUCUCAGGAGGUGGUAUGGCAGCGAGGGCUUCCCAGCACCCCUUACAGCCAGUAUAACUUUGACCAUCUCUACAAGGCAGGCCACAUCAUCCAGCCUCCCCAGAUCAGCAGGGCCCGAUGCGAGAAACCCACUGGCCUCAAGUCCUUGCAUUCUUCAGGUCCCUCAGCAAGGGUCACCUCCCAGGCUGUGAAGACAGAAAGGUCUGCCAAUCUUAAGAAGCGGCCAAAGGAAUCCAAGCCGGCAAGUGUGGGCCAGGAAGAAUCUUGCCCUCUCAUCCCUCAUUCCUGCAGGGAUCCAGACAUGCCAGGUCUGUCACUUUCUCCAGACAUGAACCUGGAGGAGAGGGAAGCCUGGCUGCCACCCCCUGAGAAGGAGGCCAGAGCCUGGGAAGCCAUCGUGCUGGAAAAGCUGAACAAGCGCACCACCCGAUGGAUCCAGAGCAAACGUCCUCUGAGGCCUGGGGUAUCCCCCAACAAGUGGCAGAGAUUUCUUCGCCAGCAAUACGACUGGAGCCACAUCCGGGAUGAGCUUACUUCCACUAGCGAUCUGGAGCUACUGAAACAGCUAGAGAAAGAAGAAACAGCAGAAUUUGAGGAUGAAAGCGUUAUCUUGCCCACCCAGGAGAGAGAGAAGCCGGAGCUGCUGCUCCCUGUUUAUUAUAGAUUACCCAAUUACUUGCCACAAGUGCAGAGAGCUGAAGCUAUGCCUGGCAACAAUGAGACUGCUGAGGAUAUCAAAGGAAAGAAGAACAUCUGCCAGCCCCCGAAGCAGAGCCACUUCCGGCAGGUGAAUCGUCGAGCUGGAAAGUUUGCUUACUCCACAGACAACACCUUUGAACAGGAGAUAUACUUUGAUCAAGUCCAGAUCAUACACCAGAUUGGUGCGAAGACAGACCACAUUUUCCUGGAAAACCUCAAUUGCUACAAGAAGCAGCUGUCUAAAGUCUUCCCCGAAACCCCAGAAAGGUGGACUUCCCAGCCAGUUCCUGAAGCACCCUACAGGCCUAUGAAAGGAGCUCCGCGCUGGACGGCUUUGCCCACUCCAGUCAGAGAUCUGCUGCUCCAGGUGGGUGAGGAGGAUGUUGCCAUUAAGACCAGGAGACAGAAGAAGCAGAAGGAAUCACCAAAGGAGGAUGUGGCUUGGGAACUGGUGGUCCUGCAGAGGAUGCUGCAGGAAUGGAAGACUGCCUGGGCUCUGAUCAUUGAGUGGCACCAUGAAACAAUAGAGGGCCUGCUGCAGGGCUUGGUGGAUGUGCAUGAUGACAUUCGGAUCCAAGCCAUCAUUACAUGUGCCACGGCUGCUUUGGAACGGCCCCGGAUUGCCACCAGCCAGGGGGACUCAGACAAGGAGACUGGGAAAGCCCCAUCUGUCCAGGACUUGCCAGAGGUUCUACAGACCGCUCUGGAGGCUGCUCUUUGUGACAAAAGUGCCAAUGUGCGGAUCGCAGCAGCACUAUGCCAGUACGUCAUACAGUCGCAUAAUCCCCUCGCCCGGGACAUCAUGCACAGUGUCCUUAUGAAGGGUAAUAGCGUGGACAGCUGGGCUGCAGCUCAGUGCUUGGCUCUGGAAGGUGCUGCCACAUACCCCGUGAUUAAGAGGAUCCUCCAGCAGCUGUUCAGUAAGAAGAAUGACGACACUGAGUACCAGUCUUGUAUGCUCCUGAGCCAUCUCAGUGAGAAGACAACCCUGAUACACACCAUGCUUGCUGUGGAGCUGAACAGCUACCAGUGGAAGGACCGGAUCAUAGCCUGCCGGGUUCUCUCACAGGUCGGCGGGAAUGUCAGUUUGGAUAUGAAACAUAAGUUGAUCCAGAUGAUGCUGAGUGACUGGAAUAAGGAAGUAAGACAUGCAGCUGCCCAAGCUCUGGGGCGAAUGAGCUUUGGGAAAGAGGUGUACAAUACCAUCAGAGUCAAGCUGAGUCAAGGAAAUUUCCAGGAGCGUGUGGAAGCUCUCUCCCUGAUUGGUGGGCUCAAGGUCCUGACUGUCAGGCUUCUCCCAAGCUUCCUGAGCUGCUUCUCUGAUGAUUUCAUGGCAGUUCGGCGGGCAGCCUGUUUGGCAGCAGGCGCCCUGCAGAUUCGCAAUCAGAUGGUCCUUGAAUGCCUUUUGAAUCUGAUACAGAGGGAUCCUUACUGGAAAAUCAAGGCAUUUGCCAUUCAAGCUUUGGGUCAGAUUGGCCAAGUGAGUCCCCAGGUGACAGACCUCCUGCUCUGGGCCAUCCAUUAUGAAGAGUCACCAGGUGUACGACUAGAAGCUUGCCGUAGCAUCCUAGCCCUCAAUCUUCAAGGGGACCGGGUCAGGGACACCUUCCUAGACGUGCUGCUCCUAGAGAACCAUGAGGCUGUUCUAAAGGAAAUUCAUCAGGCAAUGAAGAUACUCAACUUAGAAAAUGAAGGAAACCAAGAAAUGCUUCAGAAGAUCAAGAACAGGAUUCAAAUACUAAGCCAAAAGGACUUGCUGACAGAGAAAAUAUUCAAGAUGGAGAGGGUCAUAGGAAAAGUGAAGGAAGAAACAAAACGUGUUUACUUGCAACCCAAGGAGGGGCAAAAACCACUGAAACUCCAUACUUUUCUACAAGAAACUUUUCAGGAUGAAGUGGUGAUUCCUAGAAAGCCAUCUGAAAUUUGUGACAUUAAAGCAGUCAUAAAGCCUGUGAGGCCCCGCACACCAAAUCCCUGGUCACAGAGUCCAGUCCUGGACCUACACACAAGAAGCAGAGGUCAAUUGUCAUCUGUGAAAGAUCUGCGCACUGCCCGGGAAAAAAGGAUUAUGGUGGGACCAUUUGGAUCUGACAACCCGGAUCUCUAGCUGGUCUUGUUCUAGAGCAAGUUCUUUACAAGAGUGUUACAAGAAGACCAGGCUGGCACGAUCAUUCUCCCUCGCACCACAUAGGUGGGUAUGAACACUCUGAGAUCCCUUGGAAGCAUCACUGAAGUUUCACAAUGCUGACUGACAAUUCUCAGCAACCUCAACAUACCCUCACGCUUUCAAGAUUUAGACAUGAUGGAAGAGGUGCAGACUGUAUAUGUAUCACUGGAUGGCAUUCUAUCAGAGCAUACUGAUGUAGGCGGGCCAGGGCAAGGACCCAGAGGGGUCCUGCAGGACCAACCAAGAGGGUCCUUGGCUUCACGCAGGAUAGAAAUCAAACUUGAGCCAGCAAGAAGUGAGAGCAGAAUUUAUUGAAGGCAUAGAGAGAGCAGAUACCGAUGGAGCAUUUGGGAGACUCCAGAAGGGAAAGGAGCAUGAGUCUUGUCUUUGCUCGGGGUCUGGAGUUUUUACUGAGGAUGGUAGUUUCAUCUACGUGUCCUUUCUGGCAUCCAGGAACUGGUCAAAACAAGGAUGAGUGCUCAGAUGUCCUCCAUAAGUCACUCAUGCCCUGGAGUCAGGGGUGUCUGGAGCCCGUGGUCUUGAAAAACGUACAUGACCACCCCACCCGGUCAGUCCUUAGAUACUAUUGUGCUGGGAGACUCCAAAGAAAUCAUAAGCUCCUUGACCUUACAAGGAGGACAUACAUUUGUACUAGAAGCCAUGAUGCAAGGGCAGGAGUACAGGUCCUAGUGAGAAGACAAGCAGGAAAAGGAGCAAAGAAUAAAACCAGCUCUUUUUUCAUGGGGUCCCUUCAAGUUCCUUGUCUCAACACAAUACCAAAAAAAAAAAAAAAAAAUCACUAUGGGAGAGGAGAGACCCAGUAUUCAAAGUAGUGUGACUCCAGCUUUCUUUCUUAAAAAUUGAUUGUUAUUUAUGCCUUAAAGAGCUUUGGGAAAUUUAGAGAUGAAAAUACAGGCAAUGUGAAUCGCUCCUUUUUUCUUGCCCUAAUCACAUCCCCUCUUCCGGCGGCACUGUCAUCACCAGCAAUAUAAAAAGCAAUAAUUUCCACUAUGAAUGCCUCGCAGUUAUGGGACACAGGGGAAAAAAGGACUUUGGGGGAGUAUCAGUUCACUGCAUAACAGAAAAUCUUUCCUUUUCCUGACCCGCAUAACCCAUGUUUUUAUUUAUUAGUUUACACAUUCCAUCCAAGUGAAACAGGAAUCCAAAAAGCACCAUCGUGUAUAUGGAGGUUAUUUCCACAUCUAUUCAACCAGAGGAUUCUGGGAUCUGGCUACCAAGAGGCAUUUGAGACAAUAAAGAAUUCUGUUCGCGUACUUUCUCAGCCCCUCUAGCUUUGACUUUGUCAUUUCCUCGUGAAAGGCCUUUAUUGUGAGCUUUGCAUUGCUGGCAAGAACAAGAGAGCCCAACUGAACUCUUCAGUCAGUCAGCAAGGCCAAACAGAGGGUCUCUUAGAAGGUCUGAACUGUGGGAGAUGUAGCAGCCGCCAAAGAAAUGGCCCUUGUGCUCGAGGGGUUUACAAGGGUUCUAUAAGGCAUACAUAUAAGGAUCUUUCACAGACAAUAUGCUCAAUCUAGUAGGAAGUGUGUGGCACCCAGCGGAUGUGCUGUAGGAGUCGGGGUGGGGGUGGGAGG